AUGAGUUCACGAGCACUAAAAAAGCUAGCGGGAAAGAGUUUAGAGGACGAGUUGAAGAAAUUAAAUAUCGAUGUGGAAAAGAAUGAGGCAAGUGGAGCUAAGCCUGUGCAAUCUAAAUUUAGUGCCUUUGCUUUCCUCAACGAAGGUGACGAGGAGGAAAAGGAGGAUGAGGGGGACGAGGAGAAGCAAGAGGUGGAGAGUGUAAAGGCGGAAGCUCCCACUUCCGCGGUGACCAAAAAGAAGUCAAAAAAGAAAAAGAAAGCCAAAAAGUCAAGGUCAGCCACUCCUGUGGAUGAUGAUGAGGAAGAUAACGAUGAUAUUGACAAGAUUCUCGCCGAAGUCAAGCAGCAAGAAGCGAAACCAAAGGCAACUUUAGAACAGUACGAUUUUGAAGAUGAGUAUGACUCUACUGUGGAACCGUCCGGGAUUUAUGACUCCAACUUUAAAAACUUCACCACUGAGAGACUAAACUCGUCACUUCCGUUGCUAUCCAUCAAAUCAUUCAAGAAUCUAGAUCAGGACCAAGAGUACAAAAAUCUAUUUGGUAACUCAUUAUCUACCGAGUUGAUUGAAGAUGCAAACUCAACCACAUCAUUAGCGAUUUCUCCAGAAAUGCUCCAACAGUUCAAGAAAAUGGGUAAAAUGAUCAGAAACUGGGGUGGUAAAGAUAGGAGGAGCAUUCCAGGAACAUCACGCAAGUUGCUUUUGUCCAAGAUUAGAGAUGAUUGGUUUCCGACUCAGUUGAAAAGUGUCACUAUGGAAGAGUUGACUGAUGAUGAAAUGUUUGAGUUGCUCAGGUAUAAAGAAGAUGACAUUGAUGAUGCCGAUUUACAUGUCAAGAUAUCUAAAGAGAGGAAUCUCGGAGUGCGGUAUUUCAAAUUCAACAAGGUCACUGAUACAAGGAGCAGGAUCGCAAAUACUCGAUUUUACGCAUCUACUGUUCUCACUCCAGAUCCGGAGUCACUUAUGCAGUUGUUGCAACUGAACCCAUAUCAUCAAGAGACGUUACUUCAAGUGGCGAUGGUUUUGCUAAGGCAAGGUGAUAACAAAGCCACAUCAAAUGCCUUGAUUGAAAGAGCAUUGUUUACCUUUGACCGAAGUUUCCAUAAGAAUUUCCAUGAAUUGGUAAUGUCAGCCCAAAACGGGUUAAUCAGGCUACCGUAUGAGUUUUUCUCCAAUAGACAAUUUUACUUGAAUUUGUUUAGAUACAUUGUUUCCUUAGGAGAGAGGUCACUUUUUGAAACGGCAUUGACAUUUUGCAAGUUCUUGUUGAGCUUGAGCCCAGCGGAAGAUCCUUUGGGAACUCGUUACUUUAUUGACUUCUAUUGUAUAAUGAGUGAGGAAUUUGAAUAUUUGAUUCAAUUGUCAAAAUCGCCAUUGGUGACAUGUUAUACAAGAUGGUACUCCCCAGGGAUAGCUUUUUCUACGGUAAUUGCAUACUUGGAGUUGAACAAAGUGGAUGAUGCAGAGAGGGAGAUGCAAAAAGCAUUUGAAGCUUAUCCUUAUGUUGCAUAUAGGUUACUCACUGAUGUCGCUCUUUCUAGCGUUGCAGGUGUUAAAGAAUCGGACUUUGAAGUUACUCAUGAAGUUGCUGUUUGUGCCGAAACAUACAUGGUGAGAGCAAAACUAUUGUGGCAGAAACACCUUGACUUUUUGUCCACAAACUUGGAAAAACUCUUCAAAACUAAGCACAAGCCAGUACGUGGCUCAUUUUUUGGGUUCCUUAACGCCAAAGAGAUACCAAAGGAAGUCCCAUUCAACUUGAUUAGGUUUGCAAUCCUCUCCGGGGAAAACAAAAUUAUGGCAAAAUUGCCAAAAUCGGUAUGGAAUCGAGACGACUUGCUAGAGUUUGAUGUUUUGCCGCCAAAGGACGGGCUUUCGGAUUUAUUGAUUAAUUAUGUUGAUCAAAAUUUGCUUGGAGCGAUCGUACAAGAAAAUACUAGAGACGUUGGAUUAGAUGUGAGCCCAGAGGAGGCAGAAGUAUUGCGGGAAGUGUUUGAAGUUGUUCCCCAGAGGGAAGUAAAUCAAUAA
Molecule: messenger RNA, 2031 nt
Organism: Lodderomyces parapsilosis
Lineage: Eukaryota; Fungi; Ascomycota; Pichiomycetes; Serinales; Debaryomycetaceae
Exons: 1
Coding region: 1-2031 (676 amino acids)
Biological process (GO): rescue of stalled cytosolic ribosome; ribosome-associated ubiquitin-dependent protein catabolic process
Cellular component (GO): RQC complex
Source: RefSeq, a predicted model, not a curated record